Molecule: messenger RNA, 1959 nt
Organism: Symbiodinium sp. CCMP2592
Lineage: Eukaryota; Dinophyceae; Suessiales; Symbiodiniaceae
Source: the annotation of a GenBank genome assembly
AUGAGAACGAGGUGUGCAGGUGUUCCGUCGACUGGGCAACCGAGCGCUGCCAUCUUCACAGCUGCGAUCAGCGCAUGCGACAGGAGAGGCCAGUGGCAGGAAGCUUUGGCAGUCCUGACUUCUAUACCCGCAAGAAGCUGGCAACUGAACGAGAUUUCCUUCAAUGCCGCCAUCACUGCAUGCGAAAAGGGCCAGCACUGGCGAGCUGCUCUAAGCCUCUUUCGUUCUGCCUCUGCUCUUUGGGUGCGGAGGGAUGUGAUCAGCUACAACAGCAGCCUGAAUACCUUCGAGAAGAGCCGUAGCUGGGAGUUGGCCAUCAUGCAGCUGUCAGCCAUCCGAUUCGUGGCUUUGGAGCCCGACCGGAUCUCCUUCAACGCCACGGCCGCCACGGCCGCCCCCACCUGGGCCGUCAGCCUCUUGGCCCUGCAGGAACUCCGUGAACGAGGCGAGGCCGAUGCGGUGAGCUACAACUGCGGGAUCACUGCAAGCGAGAGGGGCCAGGAGUGGCCCGUGGCCCUCCAACUCCUUGACAGCCUCAACGCUGGCGGACUACGAGGCACGGUCGUCACGGCUGGUGCCGCUAUCAGUGCCUGCGCGGCCCAUGGUGCUUGGGAAGAGGCACUGCGUCAGUUGUUUCAACUCCAGCUGCGAAGGCUGCAAUCGAGAAUUGCGCACAACGCCGCCAUGUGCGCCUGCGAGAGGAGCUGCCACUGGGAGCAGGCCCUUCUGCUCUUCGUUGGCAUGGGCUUCGCCAGCCUCCGCCCAUCGAUCAUCAGCUAUAACACUACAAUGACGGCCUGUGUCUCUGGCGAGCAGUGGCAGAGGGCUCUGUCGCUGUUCGUGGAGACACCUGCUUCGGCAAGGACCGCCGUCACCUAUGGGGCAGCCGUCAGUGCAAUGGAGACAGCCAGGCAGUGGCAGGAGGCCGUGGCGCUCCUGGCGGAAUGCCGUGGUCGGAAGCUGCGAUUGGAUCUGGUUAUCUUCAACUCGGCCAUUAGUGCCUGCGAGAAAGGUGGCCACUGGGAAGGUGCCUUGCAGCUCCUAGAGGACCUUGAAGGGGCGUUUCUGGAGAAGAGCCUCGUGUCUUACAAUGCUGCCAUCAGCGCCUCUGAGAAGGCAGGGCACUGGCAGCUCGCCUUGGUCCUGGUCGCAGAGCUUCGCCGGAGGCGGCUCCAGGAGAAUUUGAUCACGUGCUGCGCUGCGAUUGCUGCUUGCACCCGUGGAAUGGAAUGGUCUGCAGCCCUGUCGGUGCUGUCUGUGCAGCAGCGAAGGAAGCUGGAGCACCAUGCGGCAUACGUUUCAGCCGUCACUGCUUGUGUGCAGUCUUGGCAGCACCAGCCAGCCCAGAGGGUUCUAUCUGAGCUGGAGAAGUUUCUUUGUGGACUGGCCAAGACCAGUGCGAGACUCGGAGAAACAGCACAUCUGCGACCGCCAACUCUGUGGCUUCCAAUACCAUUGCAAAGAGCACCAAACUCACAGUGGGUAAUCUUUCCUCUCGCAUGGCGUGGCUGCGGCGGGGACCGCGCGGGCGUCAUGGGUGACGAUGAUGCUGAGAACUGGUAUCGCUUCACUGCUGCCAUCAGCAAGAAGCCACAGGCUUCCCUUGGUCUCGAUGUCACCUACAGGUCAUGGAGUAAGGACGGCGUCUUUGUCGCAAACGUCUUCGAGGCCGACGGACUGCGGUUUUUUUGGUCUCCCUUUGGGCCGAAUCGGCUGCAGGGCGGCCUUGUGGCUGCGUGGAACGAGAAGCAGGAGAUGCCCAACCGCAUCUGCGUCGGUGACUUCAUCUUUCAGGUGAACCACGUGUCUAGCAAUCCCGUCGCCAUGAUCGAGGAGCUGAAGGAGAAGACUCAAUUGGACAUCUGUUUGAAGCGGAGGAAAGGAGCCGAGCCUGCUUUACCACCGCAUCAGGCUGUUGGCCAGCGGUGUGGUGUUCUUAGAGAGUUCAUUGCUUGUUGA